ACCCUCUCUCUCGCUUGCGAAACAUGGACCCCUCUGAAAGAACAUCUGCGCGAGUUUGAAACAUUCAGGCUGCCCUGCCGACGAUCCGUCCUGAGUUUAACCAGACUGGAUUGGAUUGUGUGAGGAGCUCACAGAUCACUGAAAGAUCUGGACACAGUCCAACCAAUGGAGGGACACGCAGACUACGAGCGUUCAAAUGUGGAGGUGAUUAAGUGCGUGGUGGUCGGGGACAACGCAGUGGGGAAGACUCGCCUGAUCUGUGCCCGGGCCUGCUCCUCGGCGCCACCCACACACGCCCAGGCCGGCACACACGUGCCCACCGUGUGGGCCAUAGACCACUACCGCGCGUGUCCUGAGGUGCUGGAGCGCUCGCGGGGCAUGGUGGACGACGUGAACGUGUCCCUGCGACUGUGGGACACGUUCGGAGAUCACCACAAGGACAGAAAGUUCGCUUAUGGACGGGCGGACGUGGUGGUGGUGUGCUUCUCCAUCGCGAGCCCCGUGUCCCUGGCGCACGUGCGCUCCGUGUGGAUCCCCGAGGUGCGCCAGUUCUGCCCCCGCACGCCCAUCCUACUGGCGGGCCUGCAGCUCGACCUGCGCUACGCCCACUUGGACACACUCAACCGCGCCCGCAGGCCCUUCUGCAAGCCGUUGAAGCCGAGCGACCUGCUCCCCCCAGACCGGGGGAGGGAGGUGGCACGGAGUUUUGGGCUGCCCUACUACGAGGCCAGCGUGAUGGCGGGGGGCGUGGGAGGCGCGGGGGGUGUGGUGGAGGAGGGGGCUGGAGCCCCCCAGCAUCAUGGGGUACGGGACAUCUUCGACAACGCGAUCCGCGUUGCUCUUCUUGCUCGGCGAGGUCUCCACUUCUGGAAAACUCAGCUCAAGCGAGUGAGGCCUCCUCUUCUGCAGGCGCCGUUCCUCCCCCCAAAGCCGCCUCGUCCCCAUGUGGAGCCUCCUCCUCCUCUCCCCACGCCAUCCGCCCUCUCCCCCCGUCCGUCUUUGUCUCCCUCGAACGGCGCCGCGACCGCCGUCACCUCGACGUCGUCUUCACCCUCCUCCUCUGCGUUAGAGGCGGAAGCGGCAUCGUCCCUACCCUCGUUCCUGCUGACGGAGACCGCUGCCACGAUGGUGGAGAGCGAGCGGGCCGCCGACGUGGUGUUCGAGGUGGCAGGCGAGCGGGUGUACGCGCACAAGGUCUUCCUCGCCAUGGCCUGCUCCAAGUUUCAGGAGCUUUUCACCAGCGAAUUGGCUAAUCAGAUCGCGGCACAAGAUGGCUACCAGGGUACCAACGAUGCAGGAGGAGACGGAGCGCAUGCCCAGGAUGGAGACGGCGCCAGCAGCCACGCGCGUCCCAGCGGGAGAGACCCGCACUGGAGCCGCGCCAUUGUGAACGUUCGCCAAGAGAUGGUGGACAAUGGCUUCUACCAACAGCAGCAGCUGCAGCUUGGUGCAAAGUCCCGGCACCGCCUCGUGGUGUCGCUGGGCUCCUCGUUCCCACUCGACGCGUUCCUCACGACGCUUCACUUCCUCUACACGGGGGAGCUGCGCGAUGAGGAGGCGUGGGCGCGCGGCUGGGACGCCCUCGACGAUGGCGGCGACGACGCCCACGAAGAUGACACUGAUGACGGUGAUGGAGGAGGAGGAGGCCAUGGAGACAUCGAUACAGGAGGGGGAGGCGAUGGGGAUGGGGGCAGCGGUGGUGGCGAUGAUAAUGAUGACGACAACGAUGAUGAUGAUGGGGAGAUGUUCAGAACGAACCGCAGGAUGUUCCAUCGGCGCUACUCAUCCCGAUGGCACAGACCCAUCGACAAGGAGGUGGCACGCACACGGAGAGGCUUGGGGGCACAGGGGGACUCGGGGGUCGGGUGUGUGGGGGGGGGCGUCGGGCUCAGUGGGAUCGGGCCCCCCACCCUACACGGACAGCUGCUGUCAGAUCUGGAGCGGCGCGUGGUGCGACGCGUCUCGGCGCUGCGCUCCGUGGCCGCCGUGGCCGAGGCGCUGGAGGUGUUCGACCUCCGCGUCAUGGUGGGCAACGAGCUGCAGAGCGAGGCCUUCAUGAACACCGAGGUCACACGCGCCUUCCACACGCGGCGCGCCAACCGUCUGCGCGACCUGCUGGCACGCGGCACGCUCGCCGACGUGGUGUUCCGCACAGACAACGGGCUGGUGCCUGCUCACAAGCCCCUGCUCAUCCCCAGCUGUGAGUGGAUGGCUGCCAUGUUCAGUGGAGCCUUCAUAGAGAACUUCCAGGAUGAGGUGCGCCUCCCCGGCACGUCGCGUGCGUGCGUGCGCGCGCUUCUGGAGUACCUCUACACACGCCACGUGACCGUCUCCCACGAGCUCAACCUCAUGGAGCUCAUCGGCAUGGGAAACCGCCUCUGCAUGGCCCGGCUCGUCCACCUGGCAGAGUUCCACAUGGUGCGCCGACUGGAGGCCUUGUUGGACGCCAACAAAGACAUAAACCGUGAAGUGCUCAUCUCUCUGGAGCUCACCCAGCUUCACAAUGCUGAGCGGUUGGCUGGGUGGUUGCGUCACCACGUUUGCACCAACUUCAACACCGUGUGCCGCGAGUAUCCUGUCAAGAUGAUGAAAAUGUCUGCCGAGAAUAUGGCGGUGUUCGAAGCGGGCCGCUGGCCACCCGUGUGGUACCUGAAGGAGGAGGAUUUCUUCAUGCGCGCGGCUCGUGAGCGCGAAAGCCAGGAGCACACUGCGCCCAAGACUCGCCCCGCCUACCGCUUCUGCUUCUGGACCCUGGGGGCCCGCGGGUCACACCACGCCAGCCAGGACUCCCUGCUGCAGUGAGCAGAGAUGGGGUGGAGAGGGGCGAAGACAAGGGAGAACGAGGAAGAGUGGGAGAGGGGUAAGCCUUGCCCUCUGUUGCUAGUCUAGCGGGCAAGCGCAUUCACCGCUCGUUGCAGAGGCUCGCGGUUGGAGUCCCAGAGGCUGCCCCGGUUAAUACUGCGCCAUCCGCUUCACAGUGGAUGGUAAAGACCCCCUGAUGGCAUUUGAAGAAGAGUAGUCAUAAUAGUAGGUCAGUGUAUGCCGGCGCGACAGUCCAAAUUAGAAAAAUUACAAAUGACUACCUUUGUAAACGUACGGCAACUGUCACCCUCGACCGCAACAACUUUGCGGGAUGCCUCCACUGCAAUGAGCUCGAGAUCACCUCUCCACAGGGUGCUCGGCCUACUCUUUUGCACUGGCCAGACAUGUUGGAAUAUGCGGGAGUUACCCACGCUUUACCCCACCACUCACGACCUGUUGGCCAACUAACUGUGUGGUUGGGCUCAUUUAUGCUGCUGGGUGGACAGAGGCGGCAUGGGGAUGAGAGGGGUGUGGGGUGGAAUUGAAGAAACUUGUUUCAACUGCGGUGCCAGGAAUGGAACUGGCCUCCUGGAUCACAACUCAAGUGUGACGACCAUGACACCAGAGCAGCGUCCUCACUCGACUGGUUAUCGAUUCGUUGCAGUAUUGCUUUACGUAUCUAUGGGCCCUUUUUGCUAGUAUAAAAAAAUGAUGAAAAAUAAGAAGAGGUUUUACCCUUUCUGGAAAUAAAACAGCAGUUGUGUUAAGAUGUUGAAACAUCAAAUAGACACCUUUUUCAAGGCAUCAAGUCUUCAUUAACCAAACAUGUGGAGAAACAUGCAAACAAACAUGCUAUAAUCAUAUAUGCAUUGUCCUUGAAACUGAUUGGCCUACACCAGAGACAGCAGCCUUCUUUUAUGGCCUUGUCUCACCAAUGUGUUAGACCAGAGAACGUCAAAAGUCGGAAAGCAAUGCAAGUAUCAGAACACUUAUAGCUCUGGUCGAGCAGUUAUAUCUAUGGCACCUGUUUCCCACUAUCAAAAGAUGUUUUUAAAAAGAGCUUUUACCCUUUCUUGCAAUAACGUUAUUACGCAUUCAAUGUAAAAGUGAUGCGUAAUUCCCAUCUUAUUAACACUUUAACGAGUCAGCAUGCUGCUCGACUGGAAGCACUGAUUUUGAGUCCAAAAAGUUAUAAAUCCGCCAUGGUGACUUGGCUCACGCGAAGGGUUAAAUUAACUUAGGGCCACGCUAAAUACCCUACGUUCUUUAACUUUACCGCACUUUUGAAAUGUCUAGUGACAGGAUCGCGCGGUGUUUUAAAUGUGUAAUAUAUAGGAAAAUAUAGAGAUUUCCCGACAGCGGUGGUGAUGAUGAAAAGGGCGAUGGUGUGAAUUAUUAAUGACAAACCAACGCAACAACAUUUCCAAAACCGUCAACAUUUCUCGAUCAUCCACAUUUCUGUAUCCGCGUUGUAUUUAUCCGUAGAGAUAUAUACAUAUGUGUUGUGUAUGUAUACUAACUGAUACAUACAUAUUUGUAUGCUAAAUGAGAUCUAUAAAUACUUGAUGAGUUGUUUUUUUGUUUGUUUUAGCAGCCUCUGACCAAAUCACACGGAACGAGCCGGGUCUCAUGAUCUAGGAAGCCAAGCAUGGUUGACUAUAGGUAGCACUUGUAUUUGGAUGGCAAACCAUGCAUAUCAAGUUGUCAUAGGUGGCUGCCACGCAGGGCUAACAGCAGCAGCAGAGGGUGGUGCAGCAACAUCCAACAUCCCCCUUGUGGUACUCUAUUAACGAACUACUAACUCAACAUUUUUUAAUUUUACCAGGUAAGGCCCACCGAGCUCUUUAGCUCUUUUUCAGAAGCGACCUGGCCACAAAUGAUAGCUCAACGAAGUGGCUUAUCACAAAGAAAUGUAUAGCAAGCCAAAUACUCUAAAACACAUGUUUGUAAAUGUGGAGGUUAAAACCGGAGGAUCCAGAGUAAAAUCCACGCGACCACGGGGAGAACAAGCAAACUCCAAAUAGACAGGUGGCAGGGUCGGGAUCGGACCCAUGUCUUCUCGCAUACCAGGCGAGGUAGUUAACAUUUCGGCAGUCCAGCACCCUAUUCUCACAUGCAUCUUCCCUGGCUUCACCAACCCGCUCUGACCAGCAUGGUGAAGUAUGGUGAAAUAACCACCAUGACCCACACAGCCGUGAGAAGGUCCUCACCCAACAGUGGAUUUACCUAGGGCUCUGCAUGGCCACGAGUAGUUGUGUGUUAUAAUUCCUCACAAUAAGGUUUUCCUUAUUAAGCCGAGAUCACAAUGAGUAUUGUAGUCACUCGCAGAUGAAGAAACAUCGAACUCUGAAAUAUUGUUUUAGUUGUUUGACUACACUUCACACACUGGUCAGUGCAGGAUUUUGAAGGAGGAGCCUCGGAAAACUGACACGGCAUGGGGAGGCCUUCAUUUGGCAGCGGAUUGAACAAGGGCUGUGAAUAAUUAAACUGUUUUGGUGAAAACUGUUGAAAAAUGUGUGCACGUGUUGGUGAAACAGUCGUAUGCACACACUCGUUCCAAUACACACAUAUAUCUGCACCCUAAUGGUGUUUUUAUGCAACCUUUAGUUGACAAUCGCACACCGCUCAACACCAUGACUGUUCACAUUCACUAAAAAACCCAAGAUAUCCUCGUGGACAAAGCCGUUGAUGCCACCGCUGCAUCUCAUCGCUAACGCUGCCACAGCAGCUACUGCUGCUGCAGCUCAGGAAACACGCAGCGACCUCCGAGGUCUGCCCUGACAGCCUCCUCCUCCCACCAUCUGCUCUUAGACUCACAAACUUGCACAGGCCCAUACAGACCCACACAGAAACCCACAAACUCGCACAGACCCACACCGACCCAUAGACUUGCAGAGACCCCCAGACUAACAUAAAUACAAACCCACAGCCUUACACAGAGACCCACAGACUCGCACAGAGAGCCAUAGAUCUGCCCUGGCCGUCUCCCCCCCCCAUCUGCUCUUAGGUCUUCUCUUCCCCUUUGUCGCCGGACUCGUGGAGACCGCUCCCAAUGCCAGUCCUCACAACCGGUUCUCACCCCCAAUCCUGCACAAACGAUGCACCCAGCCUCGUCGUUUUGGUCCAAUCACAUUUCCAGAACUUCUGCAUUGCCUCUCCGAUGUUCGGAACCAGUAUAUUUAUAACCUGUAUUUAUCUUGCCACGAAAUUCAUAGAAUCUGCAAUAGACACCUGUGCUCAAAUGUCAGAAAUUUGUUUUCCUGUUUUUUUCCAAAAAAAUAUGCAACUUUGGAACUAUAUUAGUUAUACUUAAUUAGUUGUUGGGGGUUAGGGUUAGAGCUGGCGAAGUGAUUCAGAAGUCAGAUGCGCUGAGCUGGCACAGUUGAGUGCCUGGGUUUAAAUCCAGAUUUCAACUGCCCAACCAGUGAUUAAACCGAAUUCUCAAUCAAGUGUAGUGCACAAAUAGACUCUGCCCAAUCACCAGUGGACUCACAUAAGAUACACAUAGACUAGCAUACAGAACCAAACACUCUCAUAGACUCAGUUCUGAUUCAACCCGGUUUUGCAUUUCAUUUAUCUAAAUUACAGCUCUGAAGAUUUCAAUAUCAGUUUGACUCUCUAUAGCCGGGCAGGUAGAAUAGUACUGCCCCCUACUGUGCAUCUCAGAGGAAGCUCUGUUAUAUCCACUUCAGUGGGGCAUUCUUUCACACGGACAUAUGCUUUGUAAGAAUGGAUUCUCCACCUCAUGACAUUACGUGACACCAAACCCAAUUUUAGAUGAUAUUGUAACAGUUCAAGGUCGAGGUCAUCAGCCAAUACUGUACCACCACGGUUGCCAGCACAACUGUAGGGCCCGACAUCGACUCCCUCGCCCUCGCGAGGCAGGUGGGGGCGUGACUUCCGCCCGUUCCCUCCUUCACUGCGUCGGUUGGCUCCAGCUGGGCCCUCGCCGCCCGAGUGAUGGGGCCCCCCGUGCUAGCGCCCUCUCUGAGGGACAUACUCGUGCCGCUGGCUCGUAGCCGCACGGAGUUACACCACACACCAGUGCACCCCGCAGCUAACGCAGCAGCACGCUCGCGCUCACACCUGCCAGAGAUUACCUCUUGAUGUGCACGCCGCGGCCCCACGUUCACUCUCGCCGCGAGUUCCUCCACGCAGUCGCUCCACACAGAAAUCACAGACACCACACCUAUGUUCUGUGCUAACUUUUAUUCUCGGCGCAAACCCCGCACUUCCCGGGGUGACUAUUUUGUGAAAAGAGGCUAGCCUACUGCUGCCUCAGUCCCCAGAUGUUCAAACGUCCUGCCACGUACCUCGUAGCUAUACUAACGGCGUGUCAUGGGCGCUGUGAGCGGCUCGAGAAAGUAGGACAGCAGGGGGGGUGGGUCUUGGCGGCCCAGAUGUUGAAGAAAAUAUCUCAUUUGAACGGCCCCAGGCUCCCCUUUUAUCCCCCUGACUUCAAAAGCCCGGGGUCGCGUACUGCGCGGCCAAUCAUGUGCCUACCUGUGAUUACGUUUUUUUUUAUUUGACCAGAUAAUGCCCACUGAGCUAUAUCGCUCUUUUUCGUAAGCGAUCUGGCCAUAAAUGAAAGUUAAACAAAGUGGCAUAUCAUGUGAAAAAGCUUAUUUUUACAUGUGGAGGGAAAAAUCGGAGGA
Lethenteron reissneri (Far Eastern brook lamprey) is the source of this 7457-nucleotide messenger RNA. RefSeq names its product rho-related BTB domain-containing protein 1-like. Gene Ontology annotation, biological process: small GTPase-mediated signal transduction. Gene Ontology annotation, molecular function: protein binding; GTPase activity; GTP binding. Lineage: Eukaryota; Metazoa; Chordata; Hyperoartia; Petromyzontiformes; Petromyzontidae. The record is from RefSeq and is a predicted model, not a curated record.